Messenger RNA from Rodentolepis nana, 1110 nucleotides. Lineage: Eukaryota; Metazoa; Platyhelminthes; Cestoda; Cyclophyllidea; Hymenolepididae. The record is from the annotation of a GenBank genome assembly.
GCUUGGUACGACGAAGUUUUAACCUGGGACCCUAAAGAGUACAAUGAUAUAAAGCAUGUUCGUAUUCCAACAAAACACGUUUGGACUCCCGACAUCGUUCUUCAAAACUAUGCUGAUAAAAGAUUGCAAGAACUGCGCGAAGUAUUGCUCACUGUCGAUUACACCGGUCGCAUUAUCUGGAGUCCACCAGCGAUCUAUAAGUCAGUGUGCACGAUCCAAAUGGAGCACUUUCCAUUUGAUCAUCAAAUCUGCUACCUCCGUUUUGCCUCCUGGACCCUGCAUGGGAAGAAGCUCAACCUCACUUUUUUAGAUGGAAUUGAAAGUGCUUUGAUGGACGCCUAUCAACCAAGCAAUGAAUGGCAUAUUGUGGUCCAUCCAGCAGUUCGACGUUUUUUUAAACAGACUUGCUGCGAGGAGCCGUUUCCAAACCUAAUUUUCUUCUUUGUUCUAAGACGUAACGCAGAGUACUAUGCUUACUUACUGGUGCUACCUUGUAUCUUACUAGCUGUGCUCAAUUUAGUGGUGUUCUGGCUACCACCUCAAAAUCCCGCAAGAAUGAUGCUAGGCUAUUACUACUGCCUCAACAUGGUCCUGAUAGCCAUAUUCACAUUUUUCUCCGUUAUUGCAGUUCAAAUCCACUUUCGAAAGGAUAAAACUAAACCACUUCCACCCUGGCUAUCAAGAUUUGUGAAAACCUCCUCUAAAUGGUUACGUCUUAAACCUGGACCACUGUGUUUCACCAAACCCCCUCAAGCUGAGGCCAACAUCAGCAAAAUUGAAAUGCACCUGAAUCAAGAGAGAAAACUCAGGCGUCGAGACUCCUUUGAAUCUCAUCCCGGACAGACACCCAGACAUUGCUAUUGCCAACAGCAACAGCCACAACCACAACAACAAAUAAAUCAAGAAUCACAGCACGAUGUGCAGGCCCUGACUCAAAGAGAUCCUUUCUCAAACAUCACCUCCACGACUGCGGGCAAACAGUUGGAGGCUAGUGUGAAGGAAAUCAAACGUGCUUUGCGCAAUUUGAUGCAUAAGGUGGGCCAUUAUUUUCGAAGUACGACCUUCUGGGAAGUGGCGAAUUUACACACAAAAAUGAUUAUUAUUUUCUAG